UCUCGUGGUUGUCGGCCGCCCUCGAUGUUUAGACCAGACGUGACAGUCCCACCAGAUUUUCCAAAUUGCCAGCAUCAUGGGCACUGCAGACACAGCUGUCGUGAAAAAACAGUCGUCCGAGGGCAACGACCUGAUGGACGAGUACGGAGUGAAUUUAAAAAUUCUGCCCACCAACGCUCAAGUUAAAGAGCUGCAGACCAUUCUCAGAGACAAGAACACGACGAGAAGCGAUUUCAAGUUCUACGCCGAUCGUUUGAUAAGACUCGUUAUCGAGGAGAGUCUCAAUCAAUUGCCAUUCACUAAGUUUGUGGUUACUACUCCCACUGGCGCCAAGUACAAGGGGCUCAAGUAUCAGAAGGGGAAUUGUGGGGUGUCCAUUGUCAGGAGUGGAGAAGCUAUGGAACAGGGGCUCAGGGACUGCUGUCGUAGCAUAAGAAUCGGGAAAAUCCUCGUCGAGAGUGACGCAGACACACACGAAGCCAAAGUUGUUUAUGCAAAAUUUCCAGACGACAUUGCGGACAGAAAAGUACUACUGAUGUACCCCAUAAUGAGCACUGGAAAUACUGUGAUAAAGGCCAUUGCUGUUUUGAAAGAGCAUAAUGUCUCUGAAGAAAAUAUUAUUCUCUCGAAUUUAUUUUGCACGCCACCUGCUGCCAAAACUCUAGUCACUGCCUUUCCCAAGAUGAAAUUCUUAACAUCGGAAAUUCACAACGUCGCCCCCAAUCACUUCGGACAGAAAUACUUUGGAUGUUCAAAUCGAGGAGAGAGGCAGUGAGAGGAGAUAAAAAUUUAAAAAACGGAGCGAAUAUUGAUUUAGUGAAGACAUUUGGGUGAGAUGAAUAAAUUCAUAAAAAUAAUCAUUCCGACAUCGGGAGACAGACAGUCACCCCUUGGAUCUCGUGAAAGCGUUCACUAGUCGCGAUCAAUCGAACAAUUGACCAAAAACCAAUUGAGAUUGCAUUAAUCAAGAUUUUUGUUUCUGACGUAAUAUUUUUAUUAGUAAAUUCAUGUAUUUAUAUAACAGUUGAUUCAUAUGAUGUAGAUCAUACGAUGAAUAUUAUUCUCCAUCUCUUUUUUUGUAAAUAUAUUGCGCAAUAUAUUCAAAAUUUGCGUAAUGACUCGAAGUAACAUUAAAUACUAACAGCCAUUAAUCAAAAUUGUACAACUGGAAGCUGAAAAAUCCAACUUCCUAUCCCUCUUUCCCCCCAGAGGAAAGCGAAUUCCUAUUAAAGCCCAAUUAGUCGCAACAAAUUUGUUGAUUAAAUCGAUUGUUCAUAUUUUAUUCUCAUUCACAGGCAUUUUUAAUCU
Messenger RNA from Diachasma alloeum, 1308 nucleotides. RefSeq names its product uracil phosphoribosyltransferase homolog (gene kri). Lineage: Eukaryota; Metazoa; Arthropoda; Insecta; Hymenoptera; Braconidae. The record is from RefSeq and is a predicted model, not a curated record. The transcript is spliced from 7 exons. Bases 77 to 775 code for a protein of 232 amino acids.